Anopheles gambiae (African malaria mosquito) is the source of this 5659-nucleotide messenger RNA. It is a transcript of the gene Oseg1, whose product is annotated as intraflagellar transport protein 122 homolog. Gene Ontology annotation, cellular component: intraciliary transport particle A; non-motile cilium. Bases 1803 to 5315 code for a protein of 1170 amino acids. Gene Ontology annotation, biological process: intraciliary retrograde transport; protein localization to cilium; non-motile cilium assembly. The transcript is spliced from 9 exons. NCBI's taxonomy places the organism in Eukaryota, Metazoa, Arthropoda, Insecta, Diptera, Culicidae. Gene Ontology annotation, molecular function: protein binding. The record is from RefSeq and is a predicted model, not a curated record.
GAGAAACCGGCGUUGGCGGCGUGCUUCACACCAGCGGCUGGUCGGACGAUGCCGGUUAUUUUAGGUGCCGGCGUGUACGGUCGACCCCGUGACUUGAACUUACCAGGUAAUGUAGCGGCACUGUACGCGCUGGGACAUUACUAGCAGUGUGCUGUGCAGGUUCUCUAGAUGCGUGCGGUACGGGAAAAAAGUGUGAAAUUAAAACGCAUGGUCACGUUGACUGCUGCUGCAGCAAGCGGCAAAAGUGUGUAUGCGUUGCUCCCCCGUGUGUUUGUGUGGCUGAUGCGUACGGGAGAUGGACGUUCGUACGUUAGGUGCGAGAGGGAGAAAGCACAUGGCAAUGCAGAUGACACGCACACACGUACACACACACAGUCGCUACGUAACACAUGCACGACACAUACACGCACACAUGUACGGGUUGGGAUGAGAAAGAAUUCCCAACUCGCAAUUUCGAUGAGAUGAGUUGAGAAUGAUGGCUUUCAUUUCUCACUAUGAAGUCGUUGAUUUCGAACAAUUAGUGGCAAAUUAAGCUAUUGAACGGGGUAAAGAAUCCGACAGAUUUUAUUUAAAUUGUAUAGUUUUUACAAUUUAUGAUUCUUUAGGCUGUGUCCGCGGCAAAUUGAGUUGUAUUUGUAUUUGAGUUGUAUAGAAUUGCGCGUUAAAUCAAUAUAAUUUGGGCCCCGACGAAGCAGUUGCUACUUUCAUUGAUGAAUCGAUCUCCACCCAGCACGUGGUCCAUUAAAAUGGUUUGAAUGUACAUUCGAUUAAUUUCGAUCGAUGAGAACAGAGGAAGAAUAAGUAACAGAUUAUUUCCAAGAAGUAAAAAAUUGAGGACAUUUCAUAAUUUUCUCAACUGGAAAAGGCUAAAGAAAUGAAGCCACGUCUUUUAAUUUAAUUAUUACACUGACGUGAAUUUUAGAUUUGAAGCAUGAGGUGCGCCACGACGCAAAUGUUAUUACGCCUUUUUAUGUUAAAAAUUGAAGAAUAUAGUGUAAAAACUAUUGUAAUUUACCUAAGCACAUAGUUAUGACCGUUCCGAUAAAAUAGAGAAAAAAAACAAGAUACAGUUUAAUGUACAGUUCAAGUUUCUUUCUAUCUAAAAGAUAAGAGCCUUUCUAUUUAAAAAAAAAAUAACAGUUUACCUUGUACAUCUUGAAAAGAUAUUAUAUAUGAUAAUGACUUCAACUGAGACAAAAAUAAAUUAAAAAAAAACAUCAAAACUCACUCACUCGAUCAAGUGCGAAUUACCGAGCGUGAACUGUUUUAAUUCAAUUUCGCAGAAUAGGUUUGAUCCCAAGCAUCGUGAAAUUAAACGUAAAAGAGUGAUGCGUGAAAUUAAACGUGAAACAAGACCUUCAGUUAUGGGUUAUGAUGUGCUUUUGGGAAGACCAGCGAAUAAAAAUAAAAGGAUGGAAAGACUUGAUGAUCGUAAAAAACGUGGGAAACUAUCUGUAGUGAGAAGAAUGUGCAUAGUGAGCAGAGUCAGAAAUCUGCUCACGUGCCACAGUAGCGAUGAGGCUCACCAGUGAGAAAUAGAGCUAGGGAACGAAUGAGAGAGAGCCAUUAAACCAUUUCAACCAUAAACAACAUUGACCAGAGUCAGCAUCGUAGAAUUGGUUCCCAAGUAGUUUCUAGUUUUUGCUGCAUGGUGAAGGCCUUUGUUGAUGUUGCCGACCAACCCACCGGUGGGCUGCCUUAAAACGUGCAAUUUUACACCAGUGCAUCAACGUGGUACGAUCCGUAAUUGCACCCAGCAGUAGUACUGACCCAACGAUCAUUGUGUCGGCGUGGUGGAGACGAUGCGCGCCAUACCGAAAUGGGUUGAGAAGAUCCACGAUUCGAGCGACAAAAGUGACGUCGCUAGCAUCCACUCGCUAUGCUACCAUCCGGAGGGUCUGCAGUUGGUGGUGGCCGCCGGCGACAAGGUGCUCGUGUACGAUCCGAUCGACGGCAAUCUGAUCAACUCGCUCAAGGGCCACAAGGACACGGUGUACUGUGUGGCGUACGCGCGCGACGGCAAAAAGUUUGCGUCGGGCAGUGCGGACAAAACCGUCAUCAUCUGGACGCAGAAGCUGGAAGGGCUGCUGAAGUAUUCCCACAACGAUUCGAUUCAAUGUUUAGCGUUCAACCCAAUCUCGCACCAGCUGGCCUCGUGUGCGGUGUCGGAUUUUUCCUUCUGGUCGUCCGAGCAGAAAGCGGUCCAGAAGUACAAGUCGGUCGCGCGCAUCAACGCGUGCGCCUGGACGAACGAUGGGCAGUACAUUGCGCUCGGGCUGGCAAACGGUACGAUCUCGAUACGCAACAAGGCCGGCGAGGAGAAGAUCAAGAUCGAGCGGCCGGGCGGCCCGAACAGCCCCAUCUUUGGGCUGGCCUGGAACCCGCCCGCAACGUCCGGCUCGUCCGACAUACUGUGCGUGAUCGAUUGGGCCCAGACGCUGUCGUUCUACUCGCUCGGCGGGCAGAUGAUUGGGAAGGAGCGAAACUUUGCGUUUGAUCCGCUGUGCCUGACGUUUUUCCCGAACGGCGAGUUUCUGAUCGUGGCCGGCUGCAACAAGGCGCUGCAGCUGUUUACGAGGGAUGGCAUCCGGUUGGGGCUGCUGGGCGAGCAGCACGAAUCGUGGAUCUGGAGCGCGGCCGUACAUCCGGCAGGAAACUGUGUGGUCGUCGGCUGUCAGGACGGGACGCUCGGCUGCUACACGCUCGCGUUCAACACCGUGCACGCGCUGUACCGCGAGCGGUACGCGUUCCGGGAGAACAUGUGCGACGUGAUCAUACAGCAUCUCGUGUCCGGCCAGAAGGUGCGCAUCAAGUGCCGCGAUCUGGUGCACAAGAUCGCCAUCUACCGGAACCGGCUGGCGGUGCAGCUGCCCGAGCGGGUCGUACUGUACGAGCUGAGCUCGGCCGAAAACCAGCCGAUGCACUACAAGGUGAAGGAAAAGAUUGCGAAAAAGUUUGACUGCAGUCUGCUGGUCGUGUGCGCGCAGCAUUUGGUGCUGUGCCAGGAGAAGAAGCUGCAAAGCCUCGAUUUUAACGGGGUGCUGCAGCGCGAAUGGAUGAUGGAUAGCUUCAUACGCUACAUUAAGGUUACCGGUGGGCCGGCUGGGCGCGAGGGCUUGCUGUUGGGGCUGAAGAGUGGCCAGGUUUGGCGCAUCUUUCUCGACAACUCACUGCCGAUACUGGUCACGACGGUGCUUUCGUCGGUGCGCUGUUUGGAUUUGAAUGCAUCGCGCACCAAGCUGGCCGUGGUGGACGAUGCGGGACGGUUGGUGGUGCGUGAUCUGAUCGCCGACACGAUGCUGUACCAGGACACAAGCGUUAAUUCGGUCGCGUGGAACACGCAUCUCGAGUCGAUGCUGUGCUAUUCCCACACAACUGGUGGGCUGAGCGUGCGGGUCGGUUCGUUGCCACCGCGCAGCCCUCAGACGAUGCUGGGCGUGGUGGUGGGUUUGUGUGGUGCGACCGCCUUCUGUCUGCGGGGCAACGUAAUGAGCAAUGUACCGCUUGCGCUCGGCGCUACGAUGUGGCAGUUCGUCGAGGCGGGUUUGUUUGAGGACGCUUAUCAAGUGGCCUGUCUGGGUGUGCCGAUGUCCGAUUGGGAAGGACUCGCCCAAGCCGCCCUGGAUGCGCUCAACUAUCAGGUGGCGCGCGAUGCUUACGUGAAGGUUCGCAACCUGCCCUGGCUCGAGCUGAUCGGCGACUUGAAGGAGCGUCAAAAACGCGGCGAAACGUCCAAAGAGGUCCUGCUGGCGGAUACGUACGCGUUCGCCGGGAAGUACAAGGAGGCGUCCCGGCUGUACCAGAAAUCGGGCAACAACAGCAAAGCCCUCGCAAUGUACAGCGAUCUGCGUAUGUUCGAUCUUGCGCAAGAGUUCCUCAAGGAGGGCAGUGCCGCCGAUCGGAAGGAAUUGAUCCGGCGGCGGGCAGAAUGGGCCUGCUCGGUGCACGAGCCGCGGGCCGCCGCCGAGCUACUGCUGUCGGCCGGCGAACCGGAACGGGCGAUCGAAAUCGUGGCCGAGCAGGGAUGGGCCGAUGUGCUGCUCGACAUUGGCAGGCGGCUGGCAGCGUCGGAAAGGGUGCCGCUGGAGCUGAUCGCUAGCCACCUGCGGCGGCUGAAAGCGCUCCCGCUGGCGGCGGAAAUCUAUCGCAAGCUGGGCGAGGAGGAGCAGGUGGUGCAGCUGCACGUGGAGGCGCGCGACUGGCCGGAAGCGUUCCGUUUGGCGGAGCAUUUGCCAAAGGUGCUGCCGUCGAUUCACUUUCAGCACGCGCAGUGGCUGGCUGAGUCGGACCAGUUCAUAUCGGCCCACGAAGCGUACAUACUGGCGGGCAAGCCGCACGAAGCUACCAAGCUACUGCGGAAUCUGGUAGAAUGUGCCGUGUCGGAGGAACGGUACCUGGACGCGGGCUACUACACGUGGCUGAGAGCGAAGCAAGCGCUGAAGUUGCUGGAAGGCGACGAGGCGUCACUGGAUGGGAAUGAGGCCGGGGCGGGCGAGUAUCGCGCGCUGCUGAAGCUUUCGUCGAUCUAUUACGCUUACAAUACGAUCAACGCGUACCUAAAGGAACCGUUCACAAGCAGCCCACCGCUUACCCUGUUCAAUACGAGCCGGUUUGUGGUGAAUCAAAUCAACGGGGCGAUGCCGCCGAAGGGAAUCAGUUUGUUUGCCGUUUACUACACCCUCUCGAAGCAGGCGAAAGUGCUCGGCGCGAACAAGCUGCACCUGCAGAUCAACAACAAGCUGCAGUCGCUGAAGAUACCGGCCGGCAUACAGGAGCAGGUCGACAUUAGCUACAUCAGCAGCCGGGCCUGUCCGGGUGGAUUUAACGACCCGGAAGAGCUGCUGCCGAUGUGCUACAAGUGUUCGAACUAUAGCCCCCAUCUGCACGGCAAUCGGUGCCCCAACUGUCAGCAGGAGUACGUGUUUUCGUACGUUUCUUUCGAGAUUUUACCGCUGGCGGAGUUUGCACCGGAGGCGGGCAUUAGCGAGCUGGACGCGGAACGGUUGCUGUUGGCUCCACCGAAGAGCGCUGCGUACGAUCAGCAGGAUCAGUUCAUUCAGGAGGACAUUAUCGACACCUAUCCGUCAACGCUCGACCGUGAGGCGCUGCGUGCGAUCGACCCGCGUGAGGUGAUCAUCGUACGUGGGCCAGCUCCGUUAGCGACGCGAUACUAUCGCAACCUGCUGCCGGAGCUGCAAAUUACCGUCUGUUCGGAAUGCAAUCAAGUGUUUCACUCGGAAGAUUUUGAGCUCCAGUUUCUGCAGAAAGGCUACUGUCCAUUCUGUCGCUCGACGGACGAAACUCUGAUGAAUUGAAGGGCCAGUGUCUUAGCCGAAGGAAUGCCUUUGAAUUUGAUCUCAAAUAACCGAAUUCCGUCCAUUUCAAGCAUCAUAUGUAGUUUGUAGUUUUGUGUUAAAGUGUUCUGAAGAGUAUACUAAGUAAGGGUGAAAAUACUCAAACAUGUGUGAACAUUGAUCGAAACAUUUCAUUCCUUUAGAUUAAUAAUUUAUUGCUAUUUCUAUUUUUAAUUUUAUACAACUAAAUGGCAAUUGACAGUACCUUUUACUUUCCUAUUGCACCAAAUAAGUGUUAAAAAGUAGACUCAAUUGGAAAAUUCCGUGAAUAAAAACUAGAAGAUGUUUUUAUCUAGAUGUUAAUA